Messenger RNA from Priceomyces carsonii, 2055 nucleotides. Its product is annotated as Zn(II)2Cys6 transcription factor. Gene Ontology annotation, molecular function: zinc ion binding; transcription cis-regulatory region binding; DNA-binding transcription factor activity, RNA polymerase II-specific. Gene Ontology annotation, biological process: positive regulation of transcription by RNA polymerase II. Gene Ontology annotation, cellular component: nucleus. The record is from RefSeq and is a predicted model, not a curated record. NCBI's taxonomy places the organism in Eukaryota, Fungi, Ascomycota, Pichiomycetes, Serinales, Debaryomycetaceae. The coding region runs from base 1 to 2055 and encodes 684 amino acids. The transcript has a single exon.
AUGCCAAAGGUAAAAGCGAGAGCUGGGGAACUUAUACAGAAGAGAAACUAUAGUAGAAAAGGUUGUAUUGAGUGUAAAAGGAGAAAGCUCAAAUGCGAUGAGAAUAAACCAGAUUGUUUAAACUGUAUCAAAUCCCUGAAAGAUUGUUCAUACAAGCAAAUUGCCAAGUUUAGUGACUCAAGAACUGUUAUACUUAGUGAAUCUACUUUCCUCGUAUCGAAGAAGCCCUCGUCGCAAGAAAAAAAAGCUAAAUUCACAAUUUCUAGUUUGAUUGAUAAUACAGAUGCUAAGAACAAUAAUUCUCAAGAGAAAGCAUCUCGCAAUUCGAAACCAGAUGCAAAAGGAAUAGUCCCUGAAGAAGCCCCAUCUUCAUCCAAUCUCUCGGAGUCUGGCUCUAGUACAGCAAACUCUCAUGAGAAUAAAACAGAGCUGUCUACCGGUACCACAGGUCGACUUCCUUAUAAAGCUGCUCCAUUAAUUCCCCAAAGCCCUAGUUCCCCAGAAUCCAUUAUUCAAGAAACUACAUCGCCGAGUUCACUAGAGAGAAUUUUAGAUAAGUACGAUGAAUAUGAUCAAAAGCUACUCUGCGACGCUUCAUUAUUAGCUAAUGGUUUAAAUAAUAUUGCUAUGUUAGACAUAUUUGAUGAUGAUCCAAACAUGAUAAGUGAAAUAGACAAGAGUCGAAUUCCAGUUGAGUUUGGGCGGCCACAAAACUUGAUAGCUGAUAAUGAUGACGACACGAAAAUCAGUAACUUCAUUCUAUCUCAUGAUUUAAUUCCAGAUCAUAAAAAUUAUUUAAGACGCUUUUACGAUAAAUAUUCGCAAUGGCUCUUUCCCUGUGCUUCAAGCAAGUCCAAUAUAUGCAACGACACCUUAAUGCUUCAAGCUCUUGACUUCCCAUUUUUACUUCAUGCUAUCCUUUCUAUUACAGCGAGAUACGAAAAUUUUUGCAAUCCAAAUUCUGUUGACGAGUAUUACCAAAAGUACUAUUUAGUAUUAUGUUGUAAAGGAUUUUCCAGGAUUUUUGACGAUAAAAUACCAAUCUCAAGAUACGUCGAACCAUUGAUUUUGACGACUUUACUUUUAGUAACGGAUGCUGUAGCAUUCGUGAAUGGCGAUUGGAGAGCACAUUUGAAAGCUGCGCAUAAAUUAUUCAGUAAAUACGUUGACAUAUUUAAGAAAAAGAGUCCUUCGAUUUUACUCGCGACAACCUGGUUUGCUGCUUUUGAAAUUCUUGCUGUCGUAGCCAACCCAUUGGGAGGUGCAAUCUCAAAUGAGGCUGAAUUUGACAUGAUGAUGAAGGCUGGAGUAGAUUCAGAUGACAUUAGAUUGGGUACUGAAGUAGGUUUAGUGCUACCCAAUGGAUUCAACGUCUUUUUGGUUUACUCUAAGGAGGCAAUAUCCAUGUUCAUUACCUUUGUUAAAACAACCUUAAAAAUACGAGAUAGCGGGAUUCCUAGAGCAGCUCCUGAGGAUUUAAUCUUACUCAUGGCAGAGAUAAAAAAAGCAAAUGAUUGCAUGCUAGCCUCAGAAGAUUGUUUAAUUCCAAAGUCUAACCCAUAUCAUCCCAAUAACCCAACUGGAAUGCUAUUACCUAUAGCAACUUACGGUUACGUAAACAAUACAGUGUUUUCAUGGUUCGAUAUAUCACACAAGAUUCAUGUACUAGCAUUAUAUCUUAAACUCUUGGUGGACAAACAUUUCUUUAACUUACCAGACACAUCCGACCUUGUUCAGGAUCUCGUAGAAGAAAUUCUUAGCUAUUGUCAUUUUUUUGCAGGUAUUGAUUUUGAGCUGCAAAAGUUUUCUCUUGAUGAACAGCUAAAUGAAAUUGAAAAGACCUCACUUUGGCUGGAUAGAAGAAUGUUGACUGUGCAUUGGCCAUUAUUAACGUGUGGCUUAAGUGCUUUAAAAAGAGUUCAUAAAUUAAAGAUUGAACUUUACUUCAGAUGUAUGAUAAAAAUGGGUGCGAGAUCGCUAAAAAUGUCAUUUAAGAAUGUUGAAAAUAAAUGGAAUGGAGGAUCAGGAAUCUCUGACUUCGUUCCAUUUGUUUAA